Molecule: messenger RNA, 6769 nt
Organism: Diprion similis
Lineage: Eukaryota; Metazoa; Arthropoda; Insecta; Hymenoptera; Diprionidae
Gene: Dlg5
Product: disks large homolog 5
Exons: 14
Coding region: 891-6623 (1910 amino acids)
Molecular function (GO): protein binding
Source: RefSeq, a predicted model, not a curated record
GCCUCAGCCAUAAACUGUUCAAGAGAUGAGGGAGAAUCACGGGUUGAGUACAUAUUCAGCCCAUGAAUCGGUGAGUAGCGCUAGUGUUACGCUUACGUCAUCGCUCGGAUUCUCGGAUGUCGCCAUUGAUAUAGUUAGACAACGAUGUCACGGAAUAAACAUUCAUAAGCAUAUUUAUCAAUGCUCGAUGCCGUCUCGGAUUGAUAGGUCGACAGUGAAUGAAAAUGGCUAAUUGUCAGAUUUGUUGGUGUAACAGGUGAGGUGCUAAUUGUAGUUAUAAGUGAUACUAGGCUCAGCUAUACAAUUUCUGAGACACUUGACUGUCGAAGUUACUGUCGUGGUGGUCAAAUAAGAGUGUGUGAUGUUAGUUAACGUGCAAUGGAACUGUCUCACAGGGAAGGAGUGCGAUAAGUGGAACAACAUGAAUGGAUAAUUCAGUUUUUCCUCGUCAGACGUAACGAUUAAACAGGCGCCGUGUGAUCGCGACGUCUCAACCAGGAUCCAGUUAAUCCGAUCUGUAUUUUUUUACCGAAUAUCAGAAAGAUGUUAUCUCUGAAUAUUACCGUGAAAUGACACAAAGUGUAGGCUUGAACACAUCAUCAAAAUGUAGACUAGCCCGACUUAUGACCAUUCAAAAAACAUACGGUUUUCCUUUCAUUCUUAAAAUUAAAUCUCCACUCUUCAAUACGUUCGUAUAUAUAAUAUUAUAAUUUCCAAUAGUUAUUUUCAAAGUUGUUCGUUCCUUGGCUGGUGAAUACUUUAGUGCCCGUAACGUUCACUUUGCCUUUCGACACAAUAAAAUUCCACACUAGUACAAGUAUGAGGCUGAUUUCAAUACCCUUAGCUGCGGAAAUAUACACAUGCUAGGAUUUCACGAGUGAUUGAGCAACAUGGCUUCUGGUACAUCUUCCCUGGAUAGCGCUGGCAGUAGCGAUGGCGCACUUAACAUAGAGAGGGAUAGCGGAGGCUACGGCAGUGUUGGGAGUCCUGUAGGGGGAGCCGAAUGUCAUAGCGACUACGAUGGCUUGCAGGCUCAAUGUGAUCCAACUAUGCACCAACUUCAGCUGCUUAGGCAUAAGCAUUCCGACACUAUUCGACGCUGUGAGCAUACUAUGAAAGAGUUGAAAUAUUAUCGGGGGCAACAUAGGGCAGCCAUGAAUCAAUUGGAAGCAACGGCUCAAGAAAGCUCCACCCUGAGGGGAAAAUAUAGUGAUAUGGUAAAUGAUAAGCAACGUCUCGAUCGAGAAGUCCAAGCUUUGCAGAAGGAGGUAUCGGAGUUGCGAUGCCAAAAUCAGGAAGUCUUAGUCACAGAUGCGAAUAAUACUGAUGCUAUGAAUCAACACUACUUAUCAGCCCUUAGAAAGUACGAGGCUAUCAAAGAUGAAUAUGAUUCUCUUAGGAAGAGGUACGAUGAUCUCAUAUCGUCACAUUCAUCUGCCGUUAACAAGCUGGAAUUGGCACAAGAAGGUGCUGCCAGGUUAAAGAAACAAUGUGAAGAAAUAGCACAGGAGCGGAUCAGUGCUGUGAGAGAGCGUAACGGGUUGAAACAGCAGUGUACAGCUGCUAUCCGGCAAUGGGAUAUUGCAUUGAGAGAACGAAAUGAAUACAGAGAAGCUCUAGCCAAGAUUCAGCAGCAACAUGAAGAAGCAGUCAAAGAGAUUAACCAGGCUAUGGUUGUACGUAUGAAGGCUAGUAAGGAUAUGAAGCGAUUGACAGAAGAGAGAAACGCUGCUUUGCAGGAGUAUAGUUUAAUCAUGGGAGAACGUGAUACAGUUCAUAAAGAAAUGGAAAAACUUGGUGAUGAUCUUACUCAAGCUUACAACAAAAUAACACAUUUGGAAAACCAGAAUAAGCAGUUUGUUGAAGAAAAAAAGACACUUUCCUACCAAAUUGAAACUUUAAGGAGAGAAAUUUCGUCGGCCCUGCAUGAUCGUGACGAAGCACUCAAAGAGUGUAAUGAUCUUCGGAAAAAAUUCGGCGAUUAUUCAGAAGGCUCCAGCAGGGAUUAUAAGCAUCGCUUGGAGUCACAUUCGUAUAACUGUGAGAGAGAUAAUGCUAAUAAAGAAGCAGAGCGUGAAACAAGUACACGAGAUUAUGCGAAAAGAGAAAAAGAACGAAUGGAUAAUUUGGACCAAGCGAAUCUUGAGCUUGAUAAGUUACGAAAAUCCGUUGAUACUCUGCAAGCAGAACUUGAAGAGGCUAUUCAAGAAGCUGAGGUUUCUAAACGUAGAAGAGAUUGGGCUUUUAGUGAAAGAGAUAAAAUUGUAUUAGAGAGAGAAAGUAUUAGAACUUUGUGUGACAGACUUAGAAAGGAGAGAGAUCGUGCUGUUUCUGAACUUGCCAGUGCUCUGCGGGACUCAGAUGACAUAAAGAAACAACGAAAUGAGGCUUCCAAAGAGUUAAAAGACCUAAAAGUGAAAAUUGAAUCAGGGGAUCACGCAUUGCGGUCCAGUCAAUUUGGUCAAAGUCAUGGACAUAGUCAUGAUUCUGCUAUUGAUGCUGAUCUUACUGAAUGGGAAGCGCUGACAGUUCACCUAGACUUAACAAGAUUGUGUCUUGAGUCAGAUCGGGAGCUGGGGUUCUUAUUAGUUGGAGGCAGAGAUGAUCCUCAAUAUCCAAACGAUGGAGGAAUUUACGUCGCCCAAGUCACACAAGGAAGUGUUGCUGAUGGUAAACUUAGAGUUAAUGAUUGCAUAAUCAGAGUUAACAAUGUCGAUUGUACGGCAGUCUCAACUAGAAUGGUGCUUGAGACACUAAGAACAAGUAGCGUCAGUCCAGCAAUAUUGACCAUUAGGAGGCGUCGUUUAGGAAGACGUUCGCUGCGGACUACUCAGCUUCCUGUGGGAUCAGUUCCUCACGGAAUUGCACUUGAACUUGGCGUUUACAUAUCGAAGAUUUCUCCUGGUAGUCUGGCUGCUAAAGAAGGAAAUUUGGCUGUUGGUGAUCGUGUGUUGAAUAUCAAUAGUAAGCCAAUGGACCGGUUAAAUUCAGCGCACGAAGCAAUGGCAAUAUUAAAUGACAAUUCUACAGAUGUGCUGACAAUCACAACACUGAAAGGAAUACCCUUACCUCCGAGUAACAGUAAAUCUUUGUCUGCUGACAGUAAUUUUAGUUCAGAGAAGCAUAAAAUGGUAAAUAGCUUUUCGCAAACUGAACAGGAGAGGUUAAUGUUAAAAACGACUCCUGAAGAUUAUGAUAGACGAUACGUAACAUCAAAUUUUGGCAGUGUGUAUAAAGUGUCAAAAUCAACGAAUGGAGAUAAACCAAGCGGUAUUAGCAAUGCUUGGGAUAAUAUCAGGGAGAAAAUUGAUAUCGUCAGAGGUCGUAGGCAUAGCAAAGACAGGGAAGAAAAAAAGAAAAGACAUCGCAAUUCUAGUCCAAAUACUUUUGAACAGGAACAAGAUGCUAUAGCGGAGCUUGAUUCUGUGAUAGAAAGCUAUCAUAAAAAAGCUAAUAACGGUGUUUUAAAACGAAGUAAACGAAGAGGAGAGAAAUUAGAAAAAAAUGGUGGUACUUGGCCAAAGGCUAGAGGCGGUCCUCAAAUACAGAAUGGAACAGGUACUAUACUGCAUCCACGGAAAACCAAAGAAAGGCUUCCAUUGAGUGUACUUCUGAAUCACCCUCCGAAAUAUGAGAGCUACAAUUAUAAUCGCAACUCUAAUCCCAUCCCUGCGGCAACAUUUUCAAACGUUAGCAACAGGCAUACUGUCUACAAGGCAGUUGAAAGUCCAUUGCCUAAUUUCAGUAAAUCUGGUAAGCUUUUCAGUCAGAAAUCGUUUUCACCUGCUGUACAGUUCAAGGAUAUCCAAAUAGAUAAGAAAUCUGUAAAUGAAUUUGAGGUGAAUGAAAGUCGUUUAAGUGCUGCUCUUGCUCCUUCCGAAACGAGCAUCGAUUUUUCCGUAAAAUCAUGCAAUAUUGGAAAAGAAUUGGAUUACUAUACCAAGAAAAAAGCCCAGAAAUAUCUAAGCAAUGACAACCAGAUGGAUGCCAUGCAACACAACAGAGUACACUCGCAACUCUACAGUCUAGGCUCGGCAUCGACUGGGCCACGACAACUAGCGGCUAAUUUCUCUUUCCCCCCUUACACUCAUUCCCAUCCCCAUCCUCAUCAACAAAAUUCUCUACCUUCCAGGUACCCUUCACCCCCAUCCUUACCGUCCGCACAGUCCGGAGAGUCUAUAGGUCUCCCUGAUCCGAGAUCGUAUUGUUUCGAGCCGCCUUAUAGCCCAUCAACACAACCGGGGUUUGGGCAUUUGCACACGCCAUCAAUGGAUCUGCACUAUCACAAGUCUCGUCCUCAUCCUAUAACUACUGCUUACGACGUACCAGCGUAUACUCAUGGGUACGAAGGAGGAACCUUUCCUCGGAAGAAAGAGAAUCAAAGAUUUCGCAUUCCAUCCAAUCCCAGUGUGACAUCAAAGAGUAGUGUUGGCAAACUAUCUACUGGAAGCAUAGAACGAACCUCCGACAGAGGCAGUCCAAUGCCUACUUUUCACGUCGAAGUUCUAAGCCCUGGGACAGGAACUACUAGAGGGGAUAACAAACGGUCCAGUAUGCCAGAAUAUUGUUAUGCACAACCGAGACCAGCACCAGGAGAAUUACGACGUGUUCACAUUGAUAAAUCUGUCGAACCAUUGGGUAUUCAAAUCUCCUGUUUGGAGAGCGGUGGAGUAUUUGUGUCAACAGUAAGUGAGCACAGUUUGGCUUCACAAGUUGGACUGCAAAUUGGAGACCAGCUGCUGGAGGUCUGUGGCAUUAACAUGAGGAGCGCCACUUACCAGCUUGCAGCAAAUGUAUUACGCCAGUGUGGUAAUUCUAUUACUAUGCUGGUACAAUACAGUCCAGACAAGUACAAUGAAUUAGAAGGCUCGGCAUCUUCUAGUUCUUCGGAAGCUGGUGGAGAAGAAGAAGCGAGCAGAAGUGGUUCACCAACACCUUGUAAUAGUCCUGAAGCUUCCCGUAAGGCAGCUCAAAGCUUAGAUUCAUCUGAACCUGAGCGAGAUGCUUCGUCUUUGAGCGUGAUGAGAGGAGACAGAGAAGCUAGAAAUUCCGCAUCUCUAGAUAUUAGGAGUACUCAAGACAGAGAACGAGACAUCAGAAAUUCAGCAUCACUUGAUAUCAAUGUGCGGAAUCCAGAACUUCGAAAUUCUACUGCACUAGACCUCAGAAACAGCACAGCAUUAGAUAGCAUUAGAAAUUCUGCAACAAUGGAAACCUUGAGAAGUGGUAACAAUACUUUGACUCGUGCGCAAAUAAAUCAAGCAGUUACGACGUUGCAACGUCAAAAUGCUACUGUCCGAAGUCCGACACAAGAUGAGCAAAGUAGACAGAGUCCACCACCCGGGGACCCUAGGUAUCUGUUCAUAGAAACUCGAAAAUGUUCUAAUCUUGGUAUUUCCCUUGUCGGAGGUAACAGCGUUGGUAUUUUUGUAAACUCUGUGCAACCUGGGUGUCUGGCAGAAGGUGCUGGGCUGCGAACCGGUGAUCGUAUUCUUGAAUAUAACGGAGCUGACCUGCGGCAAGCUACCGCCGAACAGGCUGCUUUAGAGCUUGCCAGGCCAGCAGACAAAGUCACGUUAAUAGCGCAACACUUACCUGAUCACUACAAAGAAGUUAAGGACAAGCCAGGUGAUAGUUUCUAUAUACGAGCAAUGUUUGACAGAGUGGGAGAGCUCGGUAAUAACUUGCAACUGCGAUUCAACAAGGACGAUGUUCUAUAUGUCGAUAAUACUAUGUUUAACGGUACACCAGGAUAUUGGAGAGCUUGGCUAGUAGAUCAAGCAGGAAGACGCCAACAAUGUGGCAUUAUUCCCAGUAGGUUUAAAGUUGAAGAAGAGUUAUUGUUACGACGAUCCUUGGGUGAUUUGGAGACAGAUGCUGGCAGACGAGGUACAACUAGUGCUAGACGAAGUUUUUUCCGUCGUAAAAAGCAUCAACGAUCGUCUAGUAGAGACAGCAAAGAGCUUUCUCAACUUACUGGAGUGAACCUUGGCUGGUAUAGCGAUAGUGGUACUCUUAACGAAGAAAACAUACCAGCCACCUACCAGCGUGUCGAACGACUUGAUUAUCCUACUUUGAGACCGGUGUUAAUAAUCGGCCCACUGAGCGAGUGUGUAGCAACAAAACUCCUGCAAGAGUUUCCUCGAGAGUUUAUCAGAUGUUUGCCGGAAGCUAUGCACUGCUCACAGGUUACCUUAGAGCAGCACUUGCGUGAUUCACUUUAUGUUGACUACAAAAAGAAAGGCAGCUAUUUUGAGUGCACCACUGUUCAGGCAGUUAAGGAAAUUUGUGAAAAGAAUUCACACUGCAUCUUAGAUGUGUCUAUUGCUUCUAUUGAACGAUUACAUAGACACCAGAUAUAUCCGAUCGUUUUGCUAAUCAAGUUUAAGAGCACAAAACAAAUAAAGGAAGUUAAGGAUUCCAGGUAUCCAAGUGAUAAAGUUAGUGCAAAGGCGGCUAAAGAGAUGUAUGAACAUGCUCUUAAACUGGAGGCGGAAUAUAAGCACUAUAUCUCUGCUGUGAUACCAGCUGGCGUAAAUGUGGCAUACAUAUGCACGCAAGUGAAAGCAGCAGUAGAUGAUGAGCAAAGCAAAGCGUUAUGGGUUGCCCGUGGACCACCUUGACAGCAGCGGGGGGGGUCCCAUAAGCCACAGUGGAAAUCGAUCUAACUGCUUGACAGGGUCCUCAUAAAAAAGAUAGGUAUGGAAGAGUGUCAUGAAACAUGAUUCAUCGUGCUUUAAUAAAUCGACCACAAAAAGAGGAAAAAAGU